AUGAAGGAGAAGUCCAAGAACGCUGCCAAGACGCGCCGGGAGAAGGAGAACGGCGAGUUCUACGAGCUGGCCAAGCUGCUGCCACUGCCCUCGGCCAUCACCUCCCAGCUGGACAAGGCCUCCAUCAUCCGCCUCACCACCAGCUACCUGAAGAUGAGGGCCGUCUUCCCGGAAGGUUUGGGAGAUGCUUGGGGACAGCCAAGCAGAUUAGGCCCCUUGGAUAACGUAGCGAAGGAGCUGGGCUCGCAUUUGCUUCAGACUCUAGAUGGGUUUGUUUUUGUGGUAGCAUCUGAUGGCAAAAUAAUGUAUAUCUCAGAAACGGCUUCUGUUCAUCUAGGCUUAUCCCAGGUGGAACUUACUGGUAAUAGUAUUUAUGAGUAUAUACAUCCAUCAGACCAUGAUGAAAUGACAGCAGUUCUGACAGCUCACCAACCUCUUCAUCCUCAUCUCUUACAAGAGUAUGAAAUAGAAAGAUCUUUUUUUCUGCGAAUGAAGUGUGUCUUAGCAAAGCGGAAUGCAGGACUGACAUGUAGCGGUUACAAGGUGAUCCACUGCAGUGGCUAUUUGAAGAUAAGGCAAUACAUGCUGGAUAUGUCUUUGUAUGAUUCCUGCUACCAAAUUGUGGGACUGGUUGCUGUAGGGCAGUCUUUACCUCCUAGUGCAAUUACUGAGAUCAAGCUUCAUAGUAACAUGUUUAUGUUCAGAGCAAGCCUGGACUUAAAAUUAAUAUUCCUAGAUUCCAGAGUGACUGAAUUAACUGGAUAUGAGCCACAGGAUCUGAUAGAGAAAACUCUUUACCACCAUGUGCAUGGAUGUGAUGCAUUUCAUUUACGAUAUGCUCACCAUCUCUUGUUGGUGAAAGGACAAGUCACAACCAAGUACUACCGACUGCUGUCAAAGAACGGUGGUUGGGUUUGGAUUCAGAGCUACGCUACCAUUGUACACAAUAGCCGUUCAUCACGACCUCACUGUAUAGUGAGUGUCAAUUAUGUUCUAACGGAAAUAGAAUAUAAGGAACUUCAGUUAUCAUUGGACCAGAUCACCAUUUCUAAGUCACAGUUUUCAUACAGAAGCUCAGUGUCUACCUCACAAGAAACACGAAAAGCAACAAAACCUAGAAGUAAUAAAAUGAAGAUGAAACAUAGAACAACUCCUUACCCACGGCAGCAAUACGGCUCCUUCCAGACAGACAAACUGGAAUGUAGCCAGGGUGGAAGCUGGAGAUCUAACUCCACAGCAAAUUCUGCCACCAUCCAAGAACAAACCUUCCAUUCAGAAAACAGCGAACUUUUAUAUACCCCGUCAUACAGCUUACCUUUCUCUUACCAUUAUGGACACUUCCCUGUAGACCCUCAUGUAUUCAGUAGCAAAAAACAAAUGCUGCCUUCGAAAUUUGGGCAGUCUCAAGGAACACCUUGCGAAGUAGCUCGAUUUUUCUUAAGUACGCUUCAGACAAGUGGAGAGUGCCAGUGGCAUUAUGCCAAUUCUCUGGUACCAAACAGUCAAUCACCAUCUAAAAGUCCUCCUGAUCAGCCAGCAAGCACUGUACGCCAUAAUCUCUUACAGGGCUAUGAAGUGCCAUUACCAAACAGAAGAUACAGCCAAGAAAGUACAUCUGACAACUUUGCAGGCUGUGCAACCUUAACACCAAACAGUAGAUACAAAGAAGAGAUCAAUGAUUCCAACAUUAUAAAACACAGCAAAAUGGAAAGUAGAAUCUACCCCCCACACCAUCAUCAUUUCAUUAAAGAAGAGAAUAAGCUAGUAUUCAACAAAGAUUUACAAGAAAAGGUUAGUAUUAGCGAGAAGCCCUUUUCAAACUCCUUAGCCACUUCAUUUUUGUCAAAAUCAGAAUGUUUUCAAACACAAGCUAUUGGACAAUUAAGUCACCUUCUCCCAGUUCCAACUGUAUAUGAACAAACACGGAGAAUUUGUAUGAAAGAACCAAAAUUUGAGCAUAUUGCCCAUCAUGCAGCAAAUCUAGGUGAGAUGGAAACUGAGGAAAGAAUGAUGGUAAAACUUGAUUAUGACUCUGAAAAUGAUCAUGCAGUGGAUGUGAGGCAUACAGGACAAGUUCCAUUUGUACUUCUGAACUAUCAUCGUGUUUUAGCCAAGCAUGGCACAUUUCAGGCCUCUUCAUGUACUACCACAGGACAUGUAGCAGAAAAUUAUGGACGCGAAGAAGUGAAUACAUUUUACAAAAACCAAAGUUCCUCAUCAGCCUCAUCCCCAGAGGUUCACAGGGAAGCUGCACUUUCCCAUUAUAUUGGAACUUCUGUAAUAAUAGCUAAUGGAAGGUGACAAUGAUAAAAAGCAGGUUUUCAUUUAAAAAAUAAAUGCAAACUGUAAUGGUUUCCAAAAAACACGAGAAUACAUGGUUCCAUUUUUUGAGCAUGGUUCAAUGAGACACAAACUUGCAUGCAUUCUUGGCAAGCCAUGUGUAACUGUACCUUUAAGGUCAGAAAAAAUACACUUAGCUUAAGUGCUUCAUUGUUCCUGAUUAAUCUCUGCAGUUGACACUGCCAGUAAGAAGCCAUGUAACAAUCAUUUUAUUUUUUAAAAGUACAACUUAAAUUAUAUGUAUGUACUGAUAUGAAGCUUUGUUUUCUUAUAAAAUAUGAUUCCAAAAUGUAUUUGAAUGUCAUAGACAACCUGACAAAGGAGACAGUACCAUUAUUUGUGAAAGUCUCUUAAAUUGCCUUCAGAUACAUUCACAUCCUGGGAAUGUGUCUUGAGGAUCUGAAUUCCUGAAAUUAAACCUUUAAUUUUAAUAUGGUUUUGAUAUAUUUUACAUGGCAGCCAAGAAUUGGCCACUAUGUGACUACUAUGCAUCCUUAAAGAAAUUAAAAUCUAACCACCCAGCAUGCCUGGAAAUAUCUACCAAAGAGUUCAUGAUUUUUCACAUUGUGUGAAAAAAGCUAUGGGCAAGAAUAAUUUUUUGAAAAGACUUUCAAUUAAGAAUCUGUUCAAAGGAUUUCCUGUUUAUCAAAUACACUUUCCAGGUAUAAUAGAACGUUCAGAAGAGAGAGCCAAGAAAAUAGUUAACAUGUUUUAUCAAUUUGGCCCUAGUAAUAAAAUCUGAAAUCUCUUUCAGUUUCAGUGAACAUUUCUCUUUAUGUGGGGUUUUGUUUUUAGUCCAGCAAAAUGUAGUGCUUUUAUUGCUCACUUAGCUAAGAUACAAUAAAUUGUAUUUAGGAAAAGCACUAAUGAUGGAUAGGCGCCUACAUCUUGUUCUGUAUUUUCAGUAGAGCAUAAACUACACUGGAUUUUGUUGGGUUGUUUUUGUUUCUGUAAUGUUGAAUCUAGAAAGUAAGACAACCCAAGUGCUUGCCUACAUUUUGUGCUGUAAGCUUAUAGCUGCUGCUCUGAUCCAGAUCUCAUUAGGUGCUCUGACACACACAAAAAGCUCUUCAACAAAGAAAUGCACAUUGAAGUAACUGGGGAAGCCAAUGUAUAUAUAGGAGAUGCUUUAGGGAUCUUUUACAUACAAGGAGUCACUUGAUUGUGGCAGCUACUUAUCUUUGUAAAGCUGAUGACCCUCAUACUAAUAUUUUCUUACUUAACAUAACAUGACAAAAUGCUCCAUAAUAUGUAAAAUGAUAUGUAUUUGAAUACACACUAGCAUUAAAAAUUGUGAGCACUGGAGUCAUGUUAUCUUUUAAUUUGCACUGAUAAGUUCUAUUUCUUAACAUUUGUUGGAAGUUGGAACUACAGUAAAAAGCUUCUUAAAAGGACACAGAUAAUGCGCAAUUCCACUAGACGUGGGACAAGUGGCUAUUGGGAGGGGGCUAUUCAGUAUAGCUAAAACCAGGGCUGCCAGGUCCCCAGGUAGGGGUGGGAAAUCCCCUACUCCCAUCCACCCCCUACCUCCACUCAACUGGAUGGCGAGGGGAAAAGGAGAACAGCCCUCCUGGGCACGCUCCUGGCUCUCCCGCAAGUGACAUUAUCAUGCCAUACCAGGAAGCAAAAAAGGUGACUGCUGGGUCUCCCUCUCUCAUUGGGAGGGUAAAGGAACCUGGCAACACUAGCUAAAACUGAAAUUAGAUUGUUUCUCUAGCAAACCAUAUUUAAUGUCUAUUGUGCAACAUGAAAACCAUGUUUUCAUUAAUUACAGUGUUUCAAAAGUUUAAUAAACUGAAAUUAAUAAUAGGCGUUUCUUGAAAUAGUUAUAGUAUAAACGCACACAGCAAUAAAACCCAUUCUCUUUUCUAGUUUUAUAACAGUGCAGUCCUAAGCAGCUAUAGGCUUAGGUUAUAUGAUUUAAAUGGGUUUAGAAGAGUGUAACUCUGUUUAGGAUUACCAUAUAAAUAUCAGGAAAAAUACGUUUUAAAAUCAAUGUUGAUCUUUUAGUACCAUUCUAUGAAAAGCUUAUAAUUUUUAAAGUGCACAUUUUAAAGUAGUGCUAAGAUGAUAUGUACUGUAAUCCCAUCAGAGUUAAAAGUGGGCUUUGAGUUUAAGUCAAUAGCCCUGAAAGCGCAAGCCAAGUUUCUGGGUAGACUGUUGCUAGAAAAUGCACAACACUCUCUUACCGUCAUCCCAUCAUUUACCUUUACAGUCAAUUUAGCAUCACUCCUAUUGAUUUAAAGACAGAUGCUAGGUUAUUGCUUUUUCUUGAACAAUGUUUGCUUAAGCAUUUCUUUGUUGCCUUGUUCUUUCCCUCUCUUGUUCACUCUUCUUUCAACUUGAGAACAAAAUGAGUGCUUCCAGAUGAACUUGCGAUCAUUCUUUCAUUUUAGUACGCCCAGAGAAGCUUUUAUGGUAUUUCAUCGUUCUUCUGUGCAAUCCCACAUUGGGACUUCUUUAGAGCUCCGUUAAGGACAAUUUCUUCCCCAUCACGUAGAAGCCUUUUUUCCCACCUAAAUGGGCAUGUGACUACCUAGGAGGAGUGAUCCCAUCCCUCAGUUCUCUUUUAGCUGCCGCAAGAAGAACUUUGUUCAUGAGCUCUGCUCUUUUCAUAUCUGAUAGUUCAUCUUCGGCUUCCUUUGUUCUGUUUCUUCUGACUUUGGUCUGUUUUGGGGGACUGUUACUAUACAAAGCAGAGCUAUAGAGCUGACAGCUUGUCAUUCAUGUGGUAUGUCCUAACUGUAUUGCAGGAAGUAGAGGAGCACUCGUGUACAAGAAAAUAAGCCACAAAUUGCACAUGUUCAGUUUACUUCUGUUAACUUCAAGUGGUUAUGCAAGUUUAUCAUUAUUACUACUCAAUCAACAAGAAUAUUAUGCAAGUUAUAUUGCUUCAAUCCUAGUCAUUGAAACUAAAUUUUGUUUUAAAAUAGGGCUUAAAACACAAGGCUACAGCCCAGAAAUAACUUGUCAGUUUGGUAAAUCUCACCGUAGCAAGUAAGAUUCAUGAGUCUCUUCAACAUGCACUAUGCUAGCUUUUGCAGGUCAGUCUGAAGAUUUGUGCUACUGUUUCUUCUUUGCAAUGCUUUCAUUUGUGUGAGGUAUUGCAACAGAAUAACAGCUAUACUAACAAAACUAUUUGCUGAGGCAAAAAAUGUUAGGAUCAGCCUUAUAUUACUUCAAUAUAGGCAAUAUUAUCAGAGACCUCAUUUUAUAGUUGAUAGAGGGGAAUUUUUCCUUAUAACAUCUAAAAAAUAUCAAAUCCCUGUAAGUAUAAAUGCAGACAGCAAUUGAACCACAUGGUAUAAAGGACCUUUUAUAUGAAUCCUAUUACAGUAACAUUUUAUUGUUAUCAGAUAUAACAUUUCAUUUUUUUACCAUAUUUUAUUUUCAGUAUACCAAUGUGUGGCCAUUCAUAUGUUUAACAAAGUGUAUACAGAGACAUGCACAUUUACUUUGUUGGGACUGAGAUGUCACCUGCCUCAUUAAAAGAAAUCUGAUUCAUAGCUGUAGUAUUCAAAAAAGCUCCUUAAACUUUUUGUUUUUAUAAAAUAUUUUUAUCCAGAAGAUACACAUAUUUUACUUGUUUCCCCAGUGUUGUUUAGGUAGCACCUGAUUGUUGUCCAAGGCUGGCUGUUUUAAUUAACCUGUAUUUUUAAUUAUCAUUUAAGAAAAAUGUUUAUUUCUGAAAAUUUAUUUGAAUUUAAACUAAAAUAUUUACAUUUAGAAAAUACUCAGUUGCAUAUUGUCAUAUAAAAUGUUUGUACUCGGAACAUGAACGAAGAAUUCCAUGCAAAAGUGAGAGUUCAGAAAAUUAACAACAGAAACAAUCAGUAUUCAGAUUCUAUGUUAACAUAAGUAAUUUAAGAUUUUUAAUAAGUUUUUAUUAUAUAAAAUGAUAACUGAAGCCUAGAAAAAAGCAAUUUGAAACUUUAAUUUCAUUUUACCAUUCACUCUGCUUGAUGAUGAACCAUAAAACCUUUAUCAUUGAACUUUGUUGGAUUCUUUACACACUUAGUAUUUUCAACCUGAAACAAAAUCUUUGUGUGUGUGUGUGUGUGUGUGUGUGAGAGAGAGAGAGAGAGAGAGAGAGAAAGAGAAAGAGAGAAUGAAGAAUGCCAAUGAACAGUAUAAUACUGUAUACUGAAUAGUAUAAUACUGGUUUCAGCCUAACAGAAAAAUAUGACCAUGUGACACCACAUGGUUUAUAUGCAUAACAAACUGCUCUGCUGGGUACAGUUUUGUAGAUGCUCCCCAGAUAUCCACAUCAGUUAAAUUACAACCAUUUAUCAGCAAACCAUUUUAAGAUUACAGAAUUAAUGACACUAGUUAAUAAGAUACGGCAUUCUAAAUAAAUGCUAUUUUCUAAAAUCACUAUUCAAUUUUUCAACUCAUUUCUUGAAACUAUUUUUGUUUUUCCCUGAUCUAGAACAUUAGAGUUUGAUUUUAAAUAUGUGAUGCAAAAAUCAAUUAUUAGAUGAAAAGUAUGUGUCAAGAGCAAAACCCACAAACACAUACAGUCUAUUAUAUGUAGGAUUAUAUAUUUACUCCCUUAAAAUGUAAAGGUUUUUUUGCUUAUUUAUUAUGUAAGACAAAAUGUUGAAUAAAAUAAUGUAGCCAAAGGAAUAAAUGGAUUUCUAUUAUUUGCUUGGUUUUACAAGUACCAAUAAUUCUUAUUAAUAAAAUACACACAAUUAAA
Eublepharis macularius is the source of this 7039-nucleotide messenger RNA. RefSeq names its product SIM bHLH transcription factor 2 (gene SIM2). The transcript has 11 exons. The record is from RefSeq and is a predicted model, not a curated record. Gene Ontology annotation, biological process: regulation of transcription by RNA polymerase II. The coding region runs from base 1 to 2301 and encodes 766 amino acids. Gene Ontology annotation, molecular function: protein dimerization activity; DNA-binding transcription factor activity, RNA polymerase II-specific; RNA polymerase II transcription regulatory region sequence-specific DNA binding. NCBI's taxonomy places the organism in Eukaryota, Metazoa, Chordata, Lepidosauria, Squamata, Eublepharidae.